AUGUCCGUCGCUACACGUCCACGCUCUCAUACUGGGCAGUCCGUCUCUGGUUCCGCUCCUUCCACAUCUACCUCUGCCUCGAAUAAUUCUGUGACAAAUCAACUCGCACCUCGAUUCAACAACUUCCGUCCAGCCCGUUACCAAACCAAAGAAGAGCUCGAUCGUUUCUUCGGCACUACCACGGUUCAAAAGCGUGAACAACGCUUGCGUGUUCGCGAGACCGAUGGUCAAGUGUUUUUCGAUUGGAUCGAAAGAGAUGAAUGGCAACACUUGCUCGCAACUGGCUCACUCACCAGUCCAAACUCUCCAAGCGAUCCAAAUGGCAGGAGGAGGAGCAGCGCAGCAACAUUCCUGACACUCCACUCGCCGCUCUUUCCUACCAGUCCGGCCAGAAGAGCUAGUCUGGCAACCUCUGGUACGCCAGGAUGCCUCAGCCCGCUGACAGGACAGUUCGAUAUGGUCACCAUCCGCGCGGCAGGCGAUGGUGACAGUACUGAUGCGGGCGAGCGAAGGGGUAGAAAGAGGAGCAACAGCGCCUUGCAGACCGGUAAAAGGAAUGGAUUGGUCGAAAAUCAGCUGCCUCUUUCUGGAGGUAGUGAGGAGAGAAGGAAUUGGUUCAAUGGUAACGGCUUCAAGCGUCGUCAGAGUGACACAUCCGUCUUUCCUUCGCGUCAAAGCUUUUGCGCUCCAGAAGAGUCGCAUGAUCCGCAAAGCAACAAUGAUAGGAUCCGAAUUGCACGUCUUCCACUUGGUCAUCGCAAGUUGGACAAGGACUCGCUCGAUCAAGCUUUCGGUGGUCUCCCUGCUUCUGCUCCUUUGAUCGACAUCUCACCGAAGCCUUCUGCAAGAUCCCAGAAACCAGCUACUCUCCAGAUUCCCACUCAGGAGAAGUCUUCAUUGAUUGAGAUCGAUGGUGCAGCCAGCCCUGUGACAUCGAUCGGAGUCGACGGGUGCACGUUUGAUUCAGGAAGUGGCGUUAGACGAGGCACUUUCGGAGCGCUCUGCCCUCCUCCUCAGCACAGGCAAGAGCGACUUUUGGAACCUGUGCAAGUCUUGUCGAUUGCCAACACCAACUACAGCAGACGUCUUCGUCCUCGAAGCGAUACUGCCACCAUGACCCCACCUUCUUCCGCUGCGAUGGAAUUCCUGCAAUCACCUACACCCACCUCUACUUCUACUACGACCAACUUCUCUUCUCAACCAGCCGCUCCCUCGCGCACGCUCCGACAUGCCGCUUCAUUCGACACACCUCGCCAAGCCGCUUUUUCCAUCCCUCCUGACAACAAAAACAUCAUCGCUGAUGCGGGUGUGUGGAGCCAGCGUCAGCGCUGGCACUCUGCCGGCAUCGAAACGCAGCCUCACACCGAGCAGAAGAAGUUGCGUGCGGUGCAAUCCGUCGCUUCUCUGCGCGAAAGAAGCAGUCGCCCUGAAGGCCCUUUUUCCGACUUCCCUGCCAGUACUGCGGCCAGCAUCCUGACGAAAAGGACUCGCAAGAUCUCCUGUGGUUCAUCUGAUGAUUCUUCCUGUGGAGACAGCUCCGUACCCUGCUGGACUUCUCUGGCUCCUCGCACAGGCGCUAAGAAAUUCGACCGCACUCGAAUGCAACACCUCAACGCUCUGCCCCAAGCGUCCCUAUCUCCAGCAAGCACCAUUUCAGGCCUUCCACCUGUCGAUCUCGCCCCUCCGAUGCGUGAUCCUGUCUCUCUCAACCGCAUUGCUACUCCCAAGGUUGCAGAACAAGAGCCGAAGGUCGCAAAGGAGACGCCCAAAUUCACCCAAGGCCGCGGAACAGGCUUGGGCACCGGCCCGCACGUCUACGACGGAAUGGACAUCCCUUGUGCCUCAAUCCAUCUCUACUCUGAUCCCGAAGAUAACAUUGAGCCAGCUUUGGCGUUGACAAUGUCAGCAAGCAAGUUGAAGAAGAUGAAGAAGAAGAGUCAUUCCACCAAUACUCACGCUUCUGACUUCGGAGCUGCCAUCGGCGCGAGUCAUGCAAGAUGCGCAUCAUCAUCAACGAGCUUGCAGGCUGCUGACGGUGUUGCACAGCAUGCGAAGGGAAGCUCUCGCUGGUGGAGCAACAUCCUGCACGGCUGA
Molecule: messenger RNA, 2094 nt
Organism: Ustilago hordei
Lineage: Eukaryota; Fungi; Basidiomycota; Ustilaginomycetes; Ustilaginales; Ustilaginaceae
Exons: 1
Coding region: 1-2094 (697 amino acids)
Source: RefSeq, a predicted model, not a curated record